Molecule: messenger RNA, 4698 nt
Organism: Capronia epimyces CBS 606.96
Lineage: Eukaryota; Fungi; Ascomycota; Eurotiomycetes; Chaetothyriales; Herpotrichiellaceae
Product: STE/STE11/BCK1 protein kinase
Exons: 2
Coding region: 1-4698 (1565 amino acids)
Biological process (GO): protein phosphorylation
Molecular function (GO): protein kinase activity; ATP binding
Source: RefSeq, a predicted model, not a curated record
AUGCGACAAGCAUCACACAUGAAUCUCCCACCUCCGCCUCCUCAGAACGACAAACCGAUCUUGUCUGCCACAUUCAUUCCAACCGGUGACUCUUUCGGCCCUGGAGUAGGGAUUCCUCCGCUCGAUGACUAUUCCUCUUACUCCCGGUAUGAGGCCCAAUUCGCCUCCGAGCCCUCGCUGCCCCACACCGACCAGAGAUAUUCAGACGGGACGACCAAUUCGCAUAGUUAUUCUUACCCGAAUCCCUCUCAGCCGAAUCCAGAUAUUGCGAACCGAGAAUCUCGUGCCGCUUCAGCGUCUUCCACCCGACCGUCUUUCACCAUCCCGGUGCGGGACGUGAACGAACCGCUUUCUCCAGGACCUCCCACUGCUAUACUCCAAAACCCACAAGGGAGCAGUGAGCACAAUCGGCAGCGGGCGUAUAGCGCUGCCGUUACAAGUGGAAGUGCCAACGAUAUCGGAUCACAAUGGCCCUUAGACCGCGUACUUUUAUGGCUAGCCACGAAUGGCUUCUCGAAUGACUGGCAGGAGACAUUCCGGAUUCUCAGGUUACAAGGCUCGGAAUUUCUCGAUCUCGGACGUGGACCUAAUGGCCGCGGGAACUUGGGCAUGUUGCACCACACCAUUUACCCACAGCUGGCCAAGGUCUGUUCUAGCAGUAGCACUGGCUGGGAUCAAGCCCGUGAGCGUGACGAAGGAAAGAGACUGCGGAAACUCAUAUCGCGCCUCGUGGAGCAGGGUGGUGAAGGACCGUCCAGCGCCGGGCAUGGUCAUCGCAGACGCGAAUCUGGCAUCCUUCCAAGUGCCUCAACAGAAGGUACCCUAGAGAAUUCACCUCACCUACCGAGAUCUGAAUUCAGUACUACCCCUGGCACCGCUGGUCCAGAAGGAAGUCCAGGUAAACAAAUGCCCGCGCAAUUCCCUACUGGCGUAGGGCCGCGCAAUUCCCAGUCGAGAAGCAGUACAAUGCCAGUUCUGAGUAAACACAGCAGCAGUUCUUCGACUCCUAGCGACCCCAAACCUCCAGACAGCCUGCAUAGCGGUAGCCGUGCGGAGUACUCGCGGAAUGUCCUCACCGGUAUCAACAACCGCGGCCGCCACAGUCCCAACAUGUCCGGCGACGCAACUUCCGGCUUGGUAGCGAAGGGAUUCGAAGCCUCUCCCAAUGCCAGCCCCGGUCUUGGAACUGCAGUGCCGGCAUCAUCUGCUAGCUCCACCUCUCUUACACACCGACCUGAACACAGCAAAAGCAACAGCACCGAUUCUAUGCUCAAAAUAACUGGCUAUUCGCGUUCUAAUAACAAUGUACAGGCCGGUCCAGAAAGCGGCAGAAACAAUACGGACGGCUCCUUCCCGGGACGUUACUACGCAGAUCGCCGCGAUGCACAGGAAAUGCCGAGACCGUCGCCUGUCGAAACUCAUCGAACCUGGAGCAACGAAUAUGCACCGGGACCGGGAGGAAAGGACCAGAGCAAAGGUUUUUUGAGCAAGUUUAUGAGAAAGCGUCAUGAGCACAAUCAACCACAUCCAGAUGAUCAUGCUCUAGAAUCGCCCACGAGCCCAGGAUCCUUCCGGUUAUUUUCGAAGCCGAGUGCAAAUGGCAGCGAAUCGACUUUACCACCCCAGCGGCCUGCCUCAACGAGUGUGGCGAGUGAAGAUGACAGGCCACUCCCGCUCCGGCGGACCCCAUCUGUCUCCAGGAGGUAUAUCUUCGUAACCCCCGAUGGCUGGAACUACCGACUUGUCGAUGUCACCGAGGUGGACAGCGCGAUUGCCUUGCGGAGCCUCAUAUGCAUCGAACUAGGGAUACCGGACGCCGAGUAUGCACACCUCUUUGUUACGGAACCCGGCCAAACCGAACACGAAAACCCGCUGUCGGACAAUAUGCUCGUCGCUGUUCGCAGUCGAACCGAUAACUCGGGCAGUUUGAAGUUGUAUGUCCAAAGUCCAACUCUGUCUGCAGUUUCGGGCCCUACUGGGCAAUCCACAGGGCUCGGGGUAUUGUUCAACCACGGAAUCCAAUCUGAUGGAAAUUCACGGGGAGCACCUAUGGUCAAAUCCAACUCAACUGGAGGAGGCGUGAUUUCAUCAUCAGGGGUAGAACAACCGAGGGCAGAGACAGACCUGCUUCAAAAGCAAGAAGAGUAUCGACGACAGACAGAGGCCAAGCACAGGGCAUACCUAGACUCUCGCCGAGCACAGAAGGAACAAAGCUCCACAUACAAUGGCAGCGGUAUUCGUGGAAGUACCGUCAUAGAUUUUGAUACUCCCCGCCUGUCUCCGUUCGAAGACAAAAAGGUUGACAACCUUGUCCCUGUGCGCCGACCACCAACCGCGCCAUCUGAGUCCAGCACUUUGACCAAGGUCAACUCCUUGAGGGCCAAAGGCUCGGGCAAUAGAUCCUCCCUGGAUGCCUUAAAGCGAAUUUCUGACCCGAUUGCCGAAGAAAACUCAGACCGCGGGAAGAGGAAGACCGACGCCGGUCCUAUCGCAUCGGGCGGGAUCGGUGCGGCUCUCGCAAACGUGGGCAGAAUGGCUGGUGCUCCUGCUGCCGUCGGUAGUCAGGGCUUCCCCUCUGAGAGAAAUCGAGUCACACCAGCGGCUGACUUGAAUCACAGAGGCGGCAAUUCAGGUAAGACACAUGGCCCUGGUUUUGUGGGAGGCAAGGGUCAUUUGCUGUCCAAGAUUUCUAACCAUGAAGAAGGGAUUGAUAUGUCACAAUACGACAUUCGAUCACGGAACAUCGCGCGAGACGACGAGCGACGUUACUCGCGGUCUCCAAGUACCAGUCCCUCGACGGAGAAGGCCCCUCGACCCGGACUUCAAACUAGAAAGUCUUAUGGCCCAGAUUAUGAUUUCAAGGAGACACAUGUAAAAUUCGCGCCGUCGCCGAUUCCAAUGAAGACGGAGGAUUCAGAUGAUGAUUCGGACGAUGGUCUCUUUGCCAUUCCAUUGGCGAAUAAGUCCAUACCCAAGAGCGAGGGCCAAAGCAAUAGCACAAAAGACCAAAGACCGGCCUUGACUGUGGAUACAGACCAGAAUGUGGGAAAGAAUGUUCGGUUCAAGUCGCCAGGCUCAGCCAGCGAAGUUUCGGGCAUUCCCAACACGGGAGACGAUAGUGCGACAGCCAGUGGAGACGGUUAUGAGCGCAGUCUCUCGGAGGGCAGUUUCAGUGGCUCCGCACAGUCUCCAGACGACCGCAUGGGCAGAAGGGACUCGUUCGUGAGUGAUAUCUGGGCGAAUCGACCGGCCGUGGAGAAUGUCGUCCAUCAUCUCGACGAAUUCUUCCCAGGCGUCGAUCUCGACAAACCGUAUCUUGAAGAAAAGGGCGACAACAAUUCACCACUGAAGUCGGCCGACUAUGACCCUCUGGAGAGCUUGCGGGCGGCUCGAUCAGGCGAUCUGACCUUUGGGACGGGAGGGCUAGAUCUCGAUUUCAACCGCAAGAGCGAGUCAGAUACACUCGGUUCGGAUGAAUCCACCCUGAAAGCGAAAGACCGAGACAAGGUGGCGAGUGUCGCCCAAAGGCAGGUAGGGAAGGCGUCAGGCGGCAUCGCGCGGAUGAAAUCCAUUCGUGAAGUGGCUCAAAAACGCAACGACAUCAAGCGAGGGCCGUCGGUUGCAGUACGGGCCGAACAGGCCAACGCUGGUAGCAUUGUGCGGCGGAAGAGCACCAAAAUGUUUGGGGCCAACAUCGUGCAAAUCAAGCCCAAGCCAGGCAGCCGUCUUUCGACUUUGGAUCCCAUCCCACAGGAAGACGUGCCUUCUGAAGACAUGCCGAAGCGUCAGGCGACGUUCAAGAUCAUCCGGGGUCAACUGAUCGGGAAAGGGACCUAUGGCCGUGUGUACCUUGGCAUGAACGCGACAACUGGUGAAUUCCUGGCGGUCAAACAAGUCGAGGUCAACCAGAAGGCUGCCGGACAGGACAAAGAUCGCAUCAAGGAGAUGGUGGCUGCGUUGGACCAGGAAAUCGACACCAUGCAACACCUGGAACAUCCCAACAUUGUCCAGUACCUCGGUUGUGAACGUAAAGAGUUCUCGAUCAGCAUCUACCUCGAGUAUAUUCCCGGUGGCUCCAUCGGCAGUUGUCUUCGCAAACACGGCAAGUUUGAGGAGGCGGUUGUUCGAUCACUCACCCGACAGACGCUGGAAGGGUUGGCUUAUCUGCACCAUGAGGGCAUCCUCCACCGGGACUUGAAAGCGGAUAAUAUCCUUUUGGACUUGGACGGGACCUGCAAGAUCUCCGACUUUGGCAUCUCGAAGAAGUCGGACAAUAUCUACGGCAACGACGUGACCAACAGCAUGCAAGGGUCUGUUUUUUGGAUGGCCCCUGAAGUGGUGCGCUCUCAAGGACAAGGCUACAGUGCCAAAGUGGACAUCUGGUCCCUCGGGUGUGUAGUCUUGGAGAUGUUUGCAGGGAAAAGACCGUGGAGUCGCGAAGAGGCCAUUGGCGCCAUCUUCAAGCUGGGAAGCCUGAGUCAAGCUCCACCUAUCCCGGAAGAUGUCCAGACGACUGCUACUGUGGACGGAUUGAAUUUUAUGUACGACUGUUUCCAAGUCAACCCGACCGAUCGACCAACCGCCGACACCCUCCUUCGACACUCGACAUUCUGUGUCCCCGACCCCUACUAUAACUUCUACGACACCACGUUGGCGGCCAAGUUGAGGAACGUUGACGGGUCAGGACUUGGUGGGUGA